UUUUUUUUUUUAUGUCCAAACAAAGCCCUAUUAUAUAUUCUCUCUUAUACUCUUCUCGUAAACACGAAGUAUUCAUCUCUCAGUACCAGAGUGCGCAGGUUAAGCUGCAGAGUGCGUAGGAUAAGGCCAGUUGUGAGGAUGGAUCGGAAACGCGCUCUUCUCAUUGGUUUUGUCUGCGUAAUCGUCGCCGGUGUCGGAGGUCAGGCUCCGGCUGCCUCUCCAACCACCACCCCGGCACCGUCAACUCCGACUACGCCCGCUUCUUCUCCUCCGCCAACUACUGCUGCUCCGCAGCCAACCUCCGCGCCUCCUCCUCCACCGGCUACUCCCACCUCUCCUCCACCACCACCGGCCGCUACUCCUGCACCCGCACCUCUCGCCGCCGAGCCGCCUGCUCAGGUUCCUUCUCCAGCUCCUGCUCUAAGCAAGAAGCCGGCAUCUCCAUCACCAUCGCCUCUGGCGCUGAGCCCUCCUUCACCACCAAUCGGCGCUCCGGGACCGAGCCUCGGAGCUGUUUCUCCUGCCCCUUCAGCGACAGAUCAGAGUGGAUCAGAGAGGGUGAGAUCGAUGAAGAAGAUUGUUGGAAGCGUUGGCGUUGGGUGGGGUCUCCUGUGUUUGGUGAUUUAGAUUAGUUGAUGUGGUUUACAUUAGGAUUUUUUUGAUGGGAGGCACCAUUUUGUAUUGAUGCUUCAAUUCAGUCUAUGAUUACUAUUUUCACCACUUUUAUCCAUUUUCUUGUCUCUCCUAUAAUUUAUAUGUUUAUCUGCGAUAUGUUAA
Ipomoea nil (Japanese morning glory) is the source of this 777-nucleotide messenger RNA. Its product is annotated as classical arabinogalactan protein 9-like. The record is from RefSeq and is a predicted model, not a curated record. The coding region runs from base 139 to 627 and encodes 162 amino acids. The transcript is spliced from 3 exons. Gene Ontology annotation, cellular component: plasma membrane. Lineage: Eukaryota; Viridiplantae; Streptophyta; Magnoliopsida; Solanales; Convolvulaceae.